Messenger RNA from Apiotrichum porosum, 1278 nucleotides. RefSeq lists its product as uncharacterized. The coding region runs from base 1 to 1278 and encodes 425 amino acids. The record is from RefSeq and is a predicted model, not a curated record. Gene Ontology annotation, molecular function: RNA binding. The transcript has 3 exons. Lineage: Eukaryota; Fungi; Basidiomycota; Tremellomycetes; Trichosporonales; Trichosporonaceae. Gene Ontology annotation, biological process: RNA processing.
AUGCCCAGACCAGCACAUCCAAAACGGCCACGGCAGCAGCGUCGAGACGAUACUGAGGUAUCGACAUCGUCUAGUGCUGCUUUACCUCCUGCGGCGUUCACGAGGGCGUACGAGACCCAGCUCGUGCGGUCGCGACCUCCCAAGCCGGCACUGAUGCGGUGGACCGGGGGCGAGCAAGGUGGUGGCCAACGAGCCCAGCGUGACGUGUGGGCCGACAGACACGACAUUGUGCACCUUCUCAGCUCGCUCGACGUGGAUACCAGCCGUGACGACCGCCCGCGACCGCCUUCCCCCGCCAGCUCGAGCGGGUCGCGCUCCUCGUACGCGUCCUGGUCGCUGCCGUCUGACGAGGAGGAGGCGUGGGCGCUGUCGGGCGACGACGAGGUCGCAGCGUACAAGGCCGGCAAGCGGCGUGCGUGGGUGGAGGGCCUUCGCGAGGCGCGGCUACGUGAUCGCGCCCGCGAGGACGGGGCCACAAAGCAGGCAGCAAUGGACGCCCAGGAUCGCCUAGCAAACGAGCCGCCAACGGCCGAGAUCCUCAACCUCAUGGAACACACUGCGCGCGCGCUCGCCGCUUCGCCCAACGCCGCCGCGCUCGAGAUGCGGAUUCUGGCCCGGCAUUCGGCCGACGCGCGCUUCACGUUCCUGCGCGCCGGAGCAGUGCAUUCUGCCGUCUGGGCACGAGUACGCGCUGCCGCUGUCAGCCAUUUGCCUUCGCUUUCGCAUUCAGGAGGAGCAGGCUCUGCUUCCACUGCUGCUUCCGGUCCGUCGGGCACUGUGAGCAGCGGCGGUGCUGGCUCGCUCUCGCUCUCCGCGUUGGCUGGGCGGCAACGAGACAAGGUCAAGGUCCCGGACGGGAUGGGUCGAUUACAAGGCACCGUGACAGGCCCACAUAUCGCUGCUGCUGGACCGGGUCCGGGAACCAAAGUUUAUAAUCAAGACAGCCAUCUGUCGUCGUCGUCGUUGGCCACCUCAUCACAGUCCACGGUUGAGCAUAAAGUGGCGCCAAAUGUGCGCGCAAAGGCAAAGGGAUCAAUCGGCAGCGGCAGCGGCGGCGGUGGAGGUGCGAUGGGGUCCCUCGGCGGGCUGGGAGGGUACGGAAGCGAUGGGUCAGACUCGGACUCGUCGGCCUCGUCCUCGUGCUCGUCCUCGCAUCGGUCGGGCAAACCCAAGCCUUCCACCACCACCUCCACUUGCGCUCCACCAUCGCCACAUCAGCCCCCUGAGCCCACUGGAACCCCUCCCCCUUCCCCUCCUCCUCCUCCCCCUCCGUCCUAA